UGAAGCAAGCGGAGGGAAGGCACGCUGCUGUUGCUAGGUUACACUCCGUACACAGGGUAUGGCCUAGUUCUUGCUCUGCCUUUGUAGUUUCCCCUGCCCUUGGGUGCUAUCUAUGCCAGUAGCUGACCUUAUAUCUAAGAAUAAGAAAUGGAUCAGGGUUGACUUCUUUGCUCUGCUGUCUGUCUGUCUUAAAAAAAAUAUAAAAAUUGCCGCUUAAAAGCUCUUCUAUAUCAGGAUUGCUUUGCCAGGGUAACUUUGUGUUAGCAGAUCACAGCUCAAUUCAAUUCAACAGUUUGAAAAGGCAAAAUGUUCUAACCUUUUAUUUUUGUGGUCUUUAGGACAGAUUCUGUGGGAGAACAUGAGUACUAUGAAUAUGCACUCGAGAGCUUACUUGUUGCUGGAAAGAGAGUUUAUAGAACACGAAAAAGCCAAGAUCUUUGUGAGUACAGCUGGAUUCCCAACCCCCAACCCCUACAACUUUGUUUACAGUGGUCAAGAUCAAGACUGAAGUAUAACACUGUAUCCAUCAUCAUUAUAACCCUCCUCAUCGUUAAUAAGAAAUGUAAUUUCUUCUCUCUACUGUUCCAUAAAUCAAGAUUAUUAUUAUUAUUAUUAUUAUUUUAAUGUUACACAUGGUAAGUGAUGUUGAAGAGCCUAACUGGAUGAAGUGGGCUAGAAAUAUUCUAAAUAAAAAACAGAGGUGGGACAGUUUAUUAUGAUUCUUUUUUUAAAUGAAUUGUGCAUUGAUUUUGUAACCAAAUGAUGAAAAAUGCUUCUGACUCGGAUCCUAACUGAUCCUCUGCGUAUAGAGAGAAUUCUUCCAUUUGCAGAGGUGAGAAGGAUCUAGUAGACAUUCCCACUGAUAACAUCUUUUUGCCAAUUUCUCCUUCCUAUACUGCCACAUAUGGUGGUUCAAAGAGUCCCCCAAUUCCCUAGAACAGUUUUUUGAGGGGCAAAGGGGCUCCAGGGAGAAGAAAUGAGGUCAAUUAAAGUCACCUCCCCAUUUCUGCUGGCUCACAGGAUGCUCCUACCUGCAGAACUUGAGCUUCUGACCCAUCUCCCCCUUUUCUCUGAAUAAGACCUAACUUUCUUCCUCAUACUUCUGGAAAUGCUGGGAAUUAGUUUACUAUCAUCUCAAAGCUUCUCUGCUAAAGUGCUUAGGAUGGUGCAUAAUAGACCAGCCCCUCCUUCUCCAUUUCCUAAGAAUAAGGUUGCCAUCUUAAAAAACUUCACGACAGGCAGAAACCUUACCGGUACAGCCUUUUGCAGCACAGCAGUGGGAUGGUGAGGAAUGUUUUGCCUGUUGAUCCUCUGCACCAUGGUCACUCAGCAGUUAAAAACACAGGAGAGCUAACCUGUGCCAACCCCAAGUGAAAAAGCCAGAGUGACCCUUCUGCCAUGUAGGGGUUUUCCAGCAAUGCCAGAGCAGUAGCAGCCACCUAGCCUUCAUUUGUGUGGGGACAACUUACAAUACAGGGACAACUAACCUUUCUCAGCUCAAGGGCUGCAUUUCCAGGGGGUUCAUGUCAGUGGUAAGAGGAGACAGAGGCAAAAGUGUACAGAAUACACCUCUCCCUCCUUCCCUCCACCUCUCUCCUCCAGGCAAGCAAGAGGCAUUAUUACAGUGUAAGUGUGGUGGUUAGUGUGUUGGGCUUGACUGGGGAGCCCUGUGUUCAAAUCCCCACUCAGGCAUAAGGUUCCUUGAGCCAGUCAGCCUAGCCUACUUCAUGGAUGUUAUAAAGAAAAAAAUGGGGAAGGGGACAACUGUAUGUGUACCACUUUGAGUCCUUCUAGGAGGCAAAAUAGAAUAGAAAUGCAAUAAAAAAUAAUAAUUUUAAAAAAUCUAACCAGAGAAAAACACUUGAAGGUCACAGAGCUGGACCAUUGUGGGAUGAUGUCAAGGAAGGGGACAUGACCAGCUGAAAGUCCCAAGAGCCAAAUUGAGGGUCCUCAAGGGCCACAGUCAGUCCCUGGGCCUGAGGUUCUGCAAUCUUUUCUAGAUGAUAUCUGUCUCAAGAGACGAUGGAGUGCACCUCUGGGGGUGAAGUCAAACCACUGCAUUAGCAGCUCUGAAGUGACUUCCCCGGCUUGCAAGCCUGGGCUGCUUGUAUGGAGGUCCUCUGCUGCCCAGAUGAUAAGACCUCCUCUUGCCCUCACUCACUGAUGUGGUCCAAAGGAAAGCAGAUCAAUACAUUUGGCACCAGCUUGGCUGCUAGAGUCGCCAGAAGGAGGCAUACAAGGUGUCAUCCAACCGCCUCAGGGACUCUACUCUGGAUUUGUGUAGGGUUUAUUAUUUAGCCUUUUCUUUUCUCAAAGAUAUCCCAUAAGGCAACAGGGGCCUAGGAUCAGAGUUUUCCUUCUCCUAGAUGGGCUACCUUUCUAGGUUGAUGAACCCCAUCUUCCCCCAGCAGUAGCCAAGCAAUUAUUAUUUCCUUAGUACAAGGUAAUGGUAUAUGUUAUACUACUUCUCAAUGUAGGGAUGGUUUUUAUUAUAUAUCCCUUUUAGUUUUUUCUGGGGGGGGAGGGGGAGUAAGAAUGUUGUAUUGAGAAGAUGAUUUACAUACCUAUCCUUAAAGCAAUAAUUUAGAAUAAGGAAUGGACUGUGGAACAAUCUGGAGUUAAGAUGAACACAGAGGAAUGAACCAAAUACAGUAUGUGAGUUGUGUUGAUGAGUUGUUUUGCUUGAGUAGGAAUGAAGGGAAAUGGUGGGAGAAUGCAUAGUGUGAAAUAUUAUUUUAUCUAAAACAUCUGUCCAUAGAAAGAAUGGAUCUUGCAAAGAAUGUGGAUUCCAUCCUUUCCUUAGUAGGAGGCAAAUAAAGAUGUACAUGAUAGGAGACUUUUAAAAUAUUGUAAACACCCUUUGCCUGCAGGGGAGCAUGCCCUAUCAACUCAAAUGAAUCUAUAAAUAAUAACUAAUUUCACGAGUGAUUUAGGUGAAUUUAUGUGUGCAUAAAACAAGGUAUGAUGAUAGAUAAAAACUGCAAUAAAACAACUUACAGACAUACUUUGAGUGAAAAUGUACAAAGUAACAUGAUUCAGAUACACCAGGAAACCAUGUUUCUCCCUCUCUCUCUCUCUCUCUCUCUCUCUCUCUCUCUCUCUCACACACACACACACACACACACAAUAUAUAUAUAUCCAGGUAAUGUACAGCCGUAUAAAAAUUAAUAGCAAUACAAAACAAUUAUUAAAGUGACCAUUACAUAGGCUAUCAGCAUUCUGUCUGUGUGAAUGGAGCCUGUCCAAAUGCUGGAUUUGCACACCCCCACCCCAAUCUUCUCUUCCUCUUUCAUGUGAUGGAGAAGGAGAUGGGAAGCUUCUGCUUCUAAUUUUAGACUAACUGUAUCUGAACCCAAGGAACUGGGGUUAGUUUAAGUUAAGGUUAGUGAGAAUAAGCCAGAAUUAAACUGUGGUUUCAGAUCCUAGUUUGUUGUCACUAGUCAUAAUCUGAUCAAACCACAGUUCACCAAGUUCAAACAUCACAGGGAACUGUGGUUAUUUUAAAAUCAGAAGCUUAUGAUCUCCUCUAGCACAUGAAAGGAGAAGUAAAGUGAUAGUCCCAUCAAGUCUGAAUUGGGCUGCUUUCAUUUUCUUUUCUCAGGGCAUUACUGUUGCUCCUGUGGGAGACAGCUUGAUGGAAUGGGUAGCUGAAAUUGAAGGCCUGAAGGAUACCUUAUGGGAAGGUAGCCAUACUGUUUCCUAUAAAUGUUGUGUUGCACUGUGAUACUGCACUGCCAAAACAAUUACAAAUGCAAUGUUUUUAAUGUGCCGUUACUACUGCUUGCCAAAUAUAUAACCCUUUACAUAUAAAUGCUUUGCAGUCUCUAUUGUGUUCUCUCUUCAAUUACCUUGCAAUAUAUUGAGGGAUUAUAUUAUAUUGCCCAGUCAGUCUGGAAGUGGAACUUGAAUCAAUGUCUUCCAGAUCUCAGUCCAAUACCUGAACAGAAGCAUUUCAAGAAUAAUUUUACUCCUUUCACUCUUUACAAUCCAAUAAAAUAUCUAUUCCUGUUGUAAACAUUUGUCUGGUUUUAACACCAAUGAACAAUUCACACUGGGUUGUGAAUACAGUGUAUAGCUUUAUUAUGUCAUGUAGUGCUUCUCAACACAGAUUUGAAGCAUAUAUGAGUGUCAUUAGGUGUGUAGACAGUCCUUAACUACAUGAACAGUGCCAGUGGAUUCAUUACAGUUAGGUAACAUAGGAAUAUAGGAAGCUGCCUUAGAUUCAGUUGGACCAUUGGUCCCAUGUAGCUCAGUAUUAUCUGCAAUGACUGCUAGUAGCUCUCCAGGUUUCAGACAAGGGACACUCCCAGCACUACCCAGAGUCCCAUUACGUGGAAUGAAGCCCACACGCUUGGUGCAAGAAUAUGUGUGAAAAUAAUUGCUCCUGUGCUUUCAUAUAUUGCAUCAUGAGUUCAGUCUUAAUUUUUCUAAAACUUUGAAAUAAUAGGUCACCUCCCUGAAAUGUUUUGUGAUGUAGAAAAAGAUUGAAAGAAGAAGAAAAAAGAUUUCAGUAACCUUUUGAAAUGACUACACAUGUAUUGAUAGCAUUGCAAAUUUUCAAAAGCAGAUGUUUUGCAACUAUGAAAUAUCACAGCAUAGGCAUUAAUAUGUCUAUAUCUUUAUGUAAGAAAUGGAAUAGCAUAUAAACUUUAAACACAAUGAAUUCGAGCUCAUUGCUCUAUUAUUUGCUAAUUCAGAGGUGGCUAUCCAUCCCCAACCUGAUACGGUCUAGUUGUUUGGGUCUGCAGCUGCUAUAGUCUUUCACCAUUGGCCAUGCUGGUUGUGGCAGAAGAGAGUGGUACAUCUGAUAGGCACCAGGUUAGAGAAGGCUAUCUUAGAGGUAUAAAUGUGACACUGUAUGCAUCUCUCUAAAUCCCCUGAUGCACCUUAGGCUCCUUCUGCCCGUUCUCUUUCUGUUCCUGUCAUCUGCUUUCCUCUCACACAUUUGAAGUCCUGUUCACCACAGCAGGAGAGGGAAGGAGUGGGCAACAAGACCAGGAAGAGAGUGGGUGGGAGGAGCUGCAGCUGCCUUAUCUCCCAUUGCUGCAUUAGAUUAAAAGGUUUGCAUCCGGUGUCUGCAUUGCAAAGUAGCAACCCUAGCUAUAAAUAUUUCUAAAAAUAUGUCAAUAUAAAGCUACAGUCUGUGCAAGCUUACAUGCGAGUUAGGCAUAUUGAUGACAGCAGGACUUAUUUCCAAGUAAAUGCAUGCAAUUUGGGGCUACACGUGCCCUUAGAUGUUCUGAUUUAUUUAUUUUUUGUACUAGGAGCUGAACUCCAACUAUCAUUAAGGUACACUGAAGAGUACAACAGAGUCCCUCCAAGCAUCACUUUCAACACUAUUCCGUUCCAUCCCAAUGGUAAGGAUGGCACUGAUGGUGAUGUCCUUCCCAUGGUGGUUGCUUAGCAGCAGAGGCUAGGUGUCCUUGACCCAGUCAUGCUCCUAGAUUUCAGAGCGGUUCUACUUCAAAGUGCUUUUUAGCAGCUACACAUAAUUCAAAUGCUAAAGCCUUUCCUUAAGGAUAGGAAUCUAUUGACUUGCUACAUUUCUCUCAGGUCCUUAGAGCUGCAUAUUAGCUUCAAAACAACCCUAUAAAGUGGGCUUGCCAAAACCAACCAAAGCUAGCUGUAGUCAUUACACCAGUUAUAGCUUUCUAAUAAUUACCUACGUGAUAGUUAAACUUCUAGUGUAGAAAAGUGUUGUGAAUAUGUACACUAACCAGAUGAGGCAGAAACAUUGUUGGUUUGUGGACAGUCUGAUCCAGAUAGAGGUGUACAGGUUGAUUCAGAUGCAGUUACAGCCCUGCUGAAGACUCAGUUUCACAGCUUGGGAGUCGCCAUUGAUCCUGCACAGUUCUUAGAGUCCAAACUGGCAGUGAUGACUAGGAUUGUCCUUUAUGAACUUCAGCUGGUACUACAAUUCUGCCCUUUCCUCCAAAUCAGACCUGGCCACUAUAAUUCAUGUACUUAUAGACUUGACUGCUGCUUCUGUAGUGCACUCUAAAUUGUACUGCUCUUUAAAGACAUCUAGAAAUUUCAAUUAGUACAAAAAGACACUGCUAGGUCUGUGGUUGUUGCCUGUUUGUUGUCAACUGGAGGUAAUGGGUCACAUUUUAAAAGCACUAAAUGGCUUUGGGACCUUGAUGCAUUAAGUAUAGCUUUCUUCCAUAUGGACUCUUUCAUGUACUUUUUAAGUAUCUGAGGUCCUGCUCCAUUCCCAUCCCAACAAGCUGAAGUUUGCUUACUAUGUAGGAGAAGAUCCUUUUUUAGCAGUAGAGCAGAUUCCAUAGAACUGGAUCCCCAGGCCAGUAUUACUGCCUCCCUUUAGACCCACAGGUCAGCAUAUGUCUUUUUAAGGAGGCCAUAGGUGCAGUAACUCUGUUGUCUUUCUGCUUUUUGUAUAGAUUACUUCUGCUAAUACAUUUGCAACCCCUUUCAAUUUUUAUUUUAUUUUAUCUCUGGUGUUGUGUACUUUUUUGCCUUUAUUAUGUUGUUUGUUCAUUGCUAUGACAGUUUUGUUAGUCGCUGUGAAUUAUUUGAUAGAAAGCUAGAUACAAAUUUUAAAUGAAAAAUAACUCAGAUCUUUAGAUAUCUGCAUAGCUUUCUUUUGUUGUCUAGCUGUAGGGAAUAAAACUUAUCAUAGCCUGUCUAGCAUAAUUCUGAUACAAAGUUUCAACUGUCUUAUUGGCAUAUAAGUGUAUGAACCUCCAUUCUGAGCAUUAAUGAUUUGUCUUCCAUGCAAGUGGACCCAAAGACUGGAAGACCUUGUCUGGAUUUUCUAGAUGAUCCUACCAAGUGGGACAGCAAACUUACAAUGACUAGUAUCCUACUUUGUAUCCAGGUAAAGAAAGAACCGUGCAAAAAAUAAUUUAUCUUACUUUUCUUUUGUUAUCAGGAUAAUUGGGGUCUGAUGCCAGGAUCCAAAUAGCUUACUUAGGUUCAUGUAAUAGGUUUCCAUGAGUCCAGUGAAGUCCCUGCCACCGCUCACUAUUUGAAAAUGUGUUCACUCUCCCUCCCAUAGCACAAACUGUUUAUGAAGCUUCCCUCGGUUUUACAAGUUUCAGAAUCAGUUUGCUGGUUAGUAGGAGAGAGGGCCCAUAAGGGAAAAAGUAUAGCAUACAUGCACCAGCUUCAAAUAAUUGUUUUCUCAGUUUUUUGGGUCCAGUCACAGUAUUGAUUUCAAACCUAAAUUGUAUUUGUACAAAGCAGGAACCGUUAUUCAUAUAUUUGUUUCAUUGAACGCCAUAGCAGUUUGCUAUUGAUUUUCAUAGUCAAAACAUGGAACCCAAAAACAAAGGAAAUCUGUUUCAAUCGAGAAGUAGUUGUUGCUUUGGAUGUAAUAUAUCAGCAGUUUUGUACAAACUCAUUUCUUUGGCCCCAUUUUCCAAUUAAGGUAUGAAAUGUGAAACUCAAUUUUGUUCAUCUUUUGUUAAUUCACCUCAUUUUGCUCAUGUGCUUCACUUACUCCUUAUUAGCCUUGUCUGAAACAGCUUGGACAAAACUGUUGUGAGAAGCAAUAAAAUAAAAGCAGAAAAAGGCCACCUUUUAAAAGCUGUAGCAGUAACUUCUUAAUUUGGAUAAGAAUUUAAUCUGUAUGUGAAUUAUGUUUCAGACAGAACUUCAGACAGUUCUAAUGGUGAACAUGAAUAGCCCAGCUGCAGCUUUUACCAGUUCUAUCUUUCAUAUGUUCUUUCUGUCACUCUUUCACAAGCAAACCAGUGUGGGCAAAGUAAUCAACAUGGCUAACUUUCCAUCAUGAAUUUUUGAGUGUUCUGGGACAAAAUGUGCCUACAUUUCUUUGGUGCCGCGCAAAGACGCCCAGCUGAAUCUUGUUGGGGAACCCUGAGAAAAAGCUGUGAGUGAAUUCCUAUCUUCUGUGUGCGGAGUAUUAGACUGCACACGCCCCGUACAUUUAAAGCACACACACACACACACACACACACACACACACCAAAAAAAGAAUCAUGGGAACUGUAGUGCACCCCUCACAAAGCUGCCCUUAACAAACUACAGUUACCAGGAGUCCAUCUGGGGCUGGAUGUGCUUUAAAAGUAUGGUGUAUGUGCAGCCUAAUGCUCUACACACGCAAGAUAGGAAUUCACCCGUAGAUUUUUCUCAUGGCGGGACUGGCAGCAAUCACCUCUGUAAGGAAGUUGAGGCUGCAAAGUCGCUUCCCUGUUAACUGGUUUAGCCAUAGAGAGAUCUGGCUCACUCCACUGCCCCCCCCCCAUUACUCCACGUCUGCCACUCAGCCAUGGCAGUCAGGAGUGGCAUGGUUGAGGCAAACAGAGCAGAACGGUGGGAGGUGGAGGCUGACCAUACUGUUUUCCUUGUACAUACACACACACAGCAGGAUUUGCCAAAGAAGCAAAUGUUUGUAUCCUUCUUUACAGUCAUGAAAUGCUUUUACUUUCUCUGAAUUCUGGUGAUUCAUAAAGCUUUAUAAACUGGUACGCCCAUGUAUCUCCCUGCAGGUUUUGCUGUCUAUUCCAGUUUUGAAAAAUCCAGUGAACUUGGAGGCAGCUCAUUUGCUGAAGAACAAUUAUCCCCUGUAUAGGAAAAAAGUUAUACAGUGUGUCAAAACUAGCCAGCACCUAGACGGUAAUAAACCUCCAUGCUUUAUGCUUUUAGUCAUAAAUAUAUUCUUUGAGCACCAUGGGGAGUUUUAGAAGAACCCGUUUAAAUGGCUUUCUUAAAAAACCACUAUUUUACACAAGGCAGUAAAUUUUAAUUAGUGUGAUUGGCAAUGUAACUUGAGUAUGGGUUCUCUAGGCAGAUCUAUGAUCUCACAAAGCAUAUUUGCCAGGCAGUGUUCAGAGGUGAUGCAGAGGUCAUGAGCUGGGAAAUGAAGCAAGGACAACACUGGAACAGGAGAAAGUUAGAGUUGUUAGCCAGUGAUUUCUUUAGAUGCCACAUUUACCCUACAGCAUGACCCACAAUGAAAAGUAACCACAUAGCAAUGCCACUAGUUUGCUACUACUUUACAUUAAGGUUUGAGCCCAAGUAAAUAUUGACAUUGGAACUGAGAUGUAUCCUGCACCUUCCAUGUAUUCUGAUCUCACCUGAGCAGAUCAAAUAUGUAAUAUAAUUCAGAGACUUCCGGGGUGGCGCCUCCGAAAAAUGGCGGAAUUCCCUUCGAACUGAAGGGAACCCGCUGCACGGAGGCUUGGGUCCUGCCGCUACGGCGCAGCGGGGACCCUUAAAAACCACAGGCGGAAGAAGCCUGUGGGCGGGGGACUCGGCGGGCACCGAGAGCGCUCUCUCCCCUUGUACAGGAGCCCGGUAACGGGCUCCGGAGUGGGAGGUGCGUGGUGCUGUGAGUCGUCUGCUUCCUCCGUGCAGCAAAGCUGCACUGCCGUUUUCGGAGAGCGCUGCCUUUUUCCUGGACAAUUUGGCAUCUAAAACAUCUAUCCGUGAGUACCCGAUCCUGGAAGAGCUGAACUACUUUUAAGAUUGGUGAAUAAAUAAAGAACAUUGGACUUGAACUUGAAAUUGAAUUUAAUUGGGACUCGGAACGGAAAGGUCUAAACAGGAAGUCGCCUUCCGUUCUUUUGUUACGUGAAGAAAGCAAAGACAAAUUAUACUAAAGCCUGGAAACUAAAUUCUGAGAGAACUAAAAUUCAACAUCUAAGAUUUCUGAACCCCCUUCGAUUGCAGGAGAAGAAGGGGUUGUUUUGAUCUUUUCAACCCUGCGGGAGUGAGUUUAAAAUAAAGUAAUUUUCCACCGCCCUGAACCAGGAGCGGGCUGUCAGAACUGACGUUUUGAAGCUUAUCCAGCUCGACAGAUAGUUAAAAGAAGGGUAACAUUUUGAUUCUACUGUUGCCUCUUGAAUUUGAAAGGGGGAAUUUUGGAUAAAGUGUUUCUGGAAAAAGAAAGAUUGUUACUGUUGUUUUUCCCCCUCUUAAAAAAAAAAAGGGGGGGUUUUCCAUCUAGUGGAACUGAGUGAAAUUGCAAUGCAGAGAGUUUAAAAGAGAAGGAUCAUUCUCGUGGGAAAGAAUUUUCUUUGACCUUGAAGGACAAUGCUUGUACAAAGGCUUGAACAAGUGUUCCUGGAAGGUUUUGCAAAAUUAAGUGCCCAGCUGGACCAGAUGCGUCAGGAGUCGACCUUGAUGAGGACGGAAGUUACCAGAGCACAGCAGCAAACAAAUGAAAUUCAGUUAAAGUCUAUACAAGUAUAUGAACCUGCUGUAGCGACGGAGGCUUCAGAGAUGGAGGGACCUAUGGAUGGGCAAGAUCAGCCUUUGAACUUGAUAAAUGAACUUGGGACAAACCUGAUUCGGAAAGAUGAAAUGUGGUCAGAUUUGGAAAUGGGGGGAUGGAUUGACACCCCUCUAUAUGGUUAUUUGGACUUUCCGAGUCUAGUGAUGGGCCAUCAGAGGAAUGGAGUAGUCGAAGUCUCCAAGUUUCGUGGAAAUUGGAAGUGGUAUUAUCUGCUGUCUGGCUUGGGCAAUGGGUUUGGGAUGGACUUGCUGCAAAGAGUCAAAAGCAUUUUCUUGCUGGAGUAUCCACGACUGAAAGGGAAAUAUCAACAAGAGUGGCGAAAGGGGCAAGAAAGAGACUUGAGGGCCUCGGAUAUGAGACAACCAGGUUAAGGAGCCGGAUUAUUGAGGUUAAAAGGACUGACAAUCCCGGGUCCAGGGGAGGGAGGCUGGAAGUUGACUGGAUUGAAUCUGACUUAUUGUUUUUGCUUUCUUAUUUUCUAAUAUUGGGAAUGUUUAUAAAUGUUUGAAGGAUGUUGAAUGAAAUUAUAUGACUUAAGUAAGGAUUGGUAAAUGAUUUGAAAAAGGUAAUGAUGUAAGAAUUUGCUAAAUAUUGAAUAUAAGCUUUGAGUUUUAAAGUUUUUAUAUGACAAGAGGGAAAAUAGAAUAAGGAAACGCAAUGAUAGAUUGUUAUGAAAAAACAGAAAGGAUUUGCUGUAAAAAUUAAAUACUAAGAAACAAGAGACGGAAGGAGGAGGAAGUCUAGAAAGGAAGUUAAUGGAGAUCGUAAAGGAUUUUAUAUUUCUGUUUAUCUGUUUUUCUUUUUUCUUCUUUUUUGCGGCUGGGUUUUUUCUUCUUUACUAUUUCUGUAUUAUUUUUGUUUUAUUUGUAUUUUCAAAUUUUUUUUGGAAAUGUUUGUUGUUACUUGUUACUUUUUGAAAAUUUAAUAAAUAUCAAUUUAAAAAAAAACAAAAAAACAAAUAUGUAAUAUAAUUCAGACACGUUAAAAUAUGUGUAACUAUAGGCCACAUUCACUGGACCUCCAAGAGCAGCCUUUGUCAACCGUGGGUCCCCAGAUGUUGUUGGACUACAACCAGGACUUUUUUUCAGUGGGAACUCACUGGAACUCAGUUCUGGCACCUCUCUUGUGGGUUCCAGCACCUCCAGUCAUUCUAAGAGAACGAGGGAGGCCUUCAUGGUGAGUUCUGGCACCUCUUUUUCUAGAAAAAUAUCACUGACUACAACUCGCGUCAUUUCGUUCCAGCAUGGCCAGUGGUCAAAGAUGAUGGGAAUUGCAGUUAAAGAACAUAGGGGGACCCAAGAUUGAAAAAGGCUGAGCACAAGGGUGGUUUGGUCUUCAUAUGGCAAGACCCUAUUUGAGCAUUCUUUCCUUGAGGUUGUGUUUGACUGGAGGAUGCGGUUCUCAGCUGGGGUAGUUGUAGCAUUAUUACUAUACAACAGGCCUCCUGGGUCAAGACAUCAUUUUUAUUCUGCACCUGUGAUGUGAAUGGGUUUGUUCAGACAAGUUAGAAUCCGUUCAGGUCUUCAUUGACCCCAUACAAUUUCCUAUGGGUUGGCACUAAGUAUGGGGCAGCCUCAAAAGCCAGAGAGGAUCAAAUGAGGCACUUGUUACACAUGGUAUGUAAACAAUUUGCCACUGCACUUUGAAUGGUCAUAGCAGUACUUCUUCAAGCUGCGGUGAUUGUGCAAACUGCAGCAGUUGCAUGUCCACCUCACACUUGCAAACACCAAUUCACAGAACCAUUGCAUCCAUGUAGUUUUGGCCAGGUUUUGAGACCACUGACAUUCCUGUGCACUGGGUUCAACUGCAUCUGAACUAUGUAUUAGUGUGCCCUUUGAGGGGGGGCAUGAUAGGAUUGUAAGUGCCCAGAACAUUAAGGAUAAGCAAAUCACAUAUUUUUAAAAGUUGCUCUCUUUAUAGCUAUCAGUUUGGAAAGAUCUCUCAGCACAUUCAGGCGUCCCCAGGAAGAUGAAGAAUAUGGCCAAGAAAGGUAAUAAAUUAUGAUUAAGAGGCUGUAAAUGGGCCACAAAAAGCUUCCAAUUUUAUAACCAUCCAAAUUAGGGUAACUGUAUAAAUUAACUCCUUUUGUAUAUUUCUGGUUGAUCAGUUGGUUGGUUAAUUGGUUAAUUAGAAAACUAGUAAGCCACCCUUCAGAAAAAAAUAUAUCAGGAUAACAAUAAAAUGAUAGAAACAAUAAAGAUAUAAAACCUCUAUAAGUUGAAACAGUGGAAGAAGCAUUAGAACAAAACCAUAAAUAUUUAGCAGGAUGGAUACAACCAUAAUAAUAAUAACUGUUUAUUAUGGCUGAGUUUGUGUGUAACAGCUAAACCGUGAUUUAGUGUUACAUGCAUGAGCCUCCGCAAGCCCAAGUGAAGCCAUAGGCUGAAAUGUUCCCCACUCCCUUCCUCCCAUGUGACUGGGAGAAGGAUUGAACUGUGAUUCAGUAUCACAUUCCACAAUUCAUUGCUUGUCACUACAUAUUGUUUAGAGCUUUAAACACUAGCGUGAGCAUCUUAAAUUAAGCUUAGAAAUGAACCGGCAGCCAAUGCAGCUGUUUUAGAGGAAGGUUUAUACGAAUUCUAAAGGCAACCCUAUCCAGUAAUCUGGUCACUGCAUUUUGAACCAGUUGACGUUUCUGAUUUGUCUUCAAGGGCAGCCCCACAUAGAAUGCAUAGCAGUAAUCUGGUCUGAAAGUUACCAGAGCGUGGAAUACUGUGUCCAAAUCAUCUUUGUCCUGAGGCACCAUUGCCAAUAACCAAAUGUAGCUAGAAACAGCUGAGCCACUGAGGCCAGCUGGGCCUCAGGUGACAAUAUUGGUUCCAGGAGUACCCUCAAGCUACAAACAUGCCCCUUCCUGAACUCCAUCCAUUCCCACCAGAAUUUCUGUGGUAGAAAAAUAUUGGGACAGUUUUAUGGGGCAGGAGAGCAAAAAUCUUUAGAGUUGAGGGUACUAGGAAAGUAAAGAGGUGUCAGCCUUGUUAUUAGUGGCUGAAGAAGGUUCAGAGUUGAACAGUUUCUCACAACUUUAAAUAAAGAGGGAAGUAUAAAGUCUUUGAAGAGCAGCUGCUAACAUCUUACAGGACAGCAGAAGCAAAAGCGGAGGAAAGAGCAGGGCAGGAACAUCAAAUAUACCAAGAAUAAUGAUGUUCUUUGUGCUCAAGAUUCUUGUCAUUUUAUAAGAUACGUUGCUGGUCUCCUUCCUCUUGAAUUCUUUGAAGCCUGCUGAAAUAUCUGUGGUAGUAACAUGCCCAGAGGGUUUUUUGGAGCUCCUAUACAUGGCUUCCUCUGUUUGGCUUAUUUAUAAAAUUAUGCUGCUGCUUUUAUUUUUAAUUAUUCAAUUAUUUGAUUUGGUGAUAGGCCUAUUUUAUUGAAGUAUGUCCAACAGUGAAUAAGACACUGAACGCCCUAGGCACUAAGCUAUACAAAGGCUGCAUACAACUCUGCCUGCUUUCUCAUAGUGUCCCCCUGCCAGAGAGAGAGACCAUCCUUUUUUUCUUCAUUUACACUGGACCGAAAGUCAGGAAAGAGCCCACUGCCUAGCUCUCACCUGUUUGUUUGUUUGUUUGUUUGUUUGUUUGUUUGUUUGAAUGACAUGAUUAUACUUUUCUUUAAACACAGCACAGCAUAGCUUGCUUCUGAAUUUCUGAGAAGCCAUAACCUGCCCUGUGUUAUAGCCAAGUGUGUUGGUGUGUUUCUGAUGACUUUAUCAGAGGAAGAGGGAAAAGCUUUCAGUUGGAAUUUCAGUGCAGCUCUGGGGGUCUUUAAAUGCAAUCGUUAGGGGUGAAAAUGUAAAGUUUCAGUAUCUUUAUAAACUCCCCCCCUACACACACACACUAGUAUUUGGCAUCACGGAGCCAGCACAGGCAAUCUCACAGCCAUUGCACCCAGAAUGUUUCAUUCUGUGGAAGAACCUUCUUGGUCCUUAAUUCAGCAAAGCGGGGGGGCGGGGGAGUCUAGGUAGGCCUAUGGGAUGCUAACUUGCCCCUCCCAUGCUCAUUUCUGAGGUGAUUGCCUCAGUUUGCCUAAUGGUAAGGCUGGCCCUGAUCUUGAGGCACCAUCUACUUCAUGUGGGCUGUCCAUCACUUUACAGAAACUGGACUGCCAUCUCUCAGGGAAGCUUCAGUUGUAUGCUGCAUUACAGAUUCUCCAUUACAGAUCCUGCACUGAGCAAGUGGCUGGACUAAAUUGCCUCCAAGGUCCUUUCCAACACUGGUUCUAUUCUAUGACUCAAAAUACAUCAUUUCCAUUGUUUCUGAUAUAAAACGAAUUCAGUAUUUAUUGUGUUAGAUUUUUUAAAAAAAACAAAGACCAGAUCACAGAUGGAAGUUAACUGCUUUUCUUUUUUUAUGUGAUCUCUUUCUACAAACAGGAUCAUGUAGAGAAGCAGGAAUAUGAAUCAGAUUUUCCAUAGAUAUUGCCAUCCUGCAAAAUUUUAAAAAUGCUACCAAUUUUUUUUAUAUAAAAAAAGUCUGGAUUGCUAGCAGCCUGAUUCACAUGGAGGUUUGUGAGUCGUGUACAGAGGGAAAAAAUUGAGGAAAAAAUGGUUCGUUCAUAUGUGAACUUACUUUGCUAAACACAUCCCUAAUAUGAAUUUUUAAGGCUUAUUUCUCUUGAUGUUGUCCUAAGCAAGUUAUAAGGUCAUUUUUCUUAGUUUUGGUGCAGGAGAUUCAUACAAAGGGAUUUGGGAAAUAACCAAUCCAGCUCACUCAAACUGGGUGCAAAUAUGUAGGCUUGUGUUUCGUUAAAGUCAUACUGUUUGUCUUUGUGUGGAAAGUGAGUAGUAAGAAAUGUGGUCCUUUCAAGCCUCCUUUCUUUUUCAUUUUCUUGCUGAUUCUGUUGCUUUGUAGAACAUUCUGCCAGAAAACCUGUGUCAGAUAGCUAAUUGCAUAAUCCUCUCUGAAAACUCAUCCUUCUCCCAAAUGUAUAUUUUCAGAUAUGUUACCUCCAUAUCGUAUGAAGAAUAUUACUGGACAUGGUAUAAAUUGGCCACAUCAAAAGCUGCAGAAGAGUUUAAAAGCCCAGGUAAGCUGAUGCUUUUGGCUUAGCAAAAACUAAAGAUAGCAAGCCUGAUUCUGAUCUUGUGCUAGAUUUGAGUAAGUGCAAGGGCUCAUUCUCAUGACCUCCCAGUAUGGCAGCUGAAGUUUUAAGUCAGGCCACACAAACUUUCAGGAGCAAUGCCAUACACUAAGGAAAUUUUUGAAUGAAAGCUGGCUCAUGACUUUGUGAGAUUUUGUUGGUUUCUGCUUUCCUUCACUGUGCAGCUCUGCUUGUCACGAGACAGGUGUUUACAUUCCACAGUCUGUACUGUUGGAGUUUCUCACGGGAAAGGGAGACUGGAUGUGACGUACACUGGUUUCCUGUUUUCACUGUGUGAUUCUCUCCGAGCUGUCGAGGAGAGAGGAUGCAUUUUCUGCUCCGGCAGAGGCAAGAUGUCUUUCUGUAAUAUACCAGCUUUGAACUGUAAAUAAAGCUAUAUAGAGUAUGCAGCACAUUUUCCUCAUCCUUCCGCUGGGCACGAGACUCUGCUUAAAUCAACACGUGGUUAUGGACUCCAGAAGUCGAAUCGGAGUGCCGGCAAAGGAUCGGAAUGCAGAGGGACGGAUCGGAAAGGAAUCUGCUCUGCGCGUAGAAGUGAUUGAUGAGGUAUGUGCUACUGCUCCGGGCAGCCUGCCAGCUUCAAGUUAAUGGCUUUAUGGCUGGACUUUGAACUUUUAAAGCCGGUUUUGCCGGGAAUAGGCAAAAGGCUCCCAGGCACAAGUCACUAUGCUGGGGAAAUCGAAAGUAACUUUUAAGUGCGCUUUUGUAAUAAGGCAGCUGCAGCAGUGACGCAGCAAGAUUUAAAGCAGCAUAUAUAUGACGCUGAAGGCUAAUGCCAGAGUCAUGAUGGCCCUUCAGGAUGCUUGUGGGAUUCCUAAGCUCAACAAGAAAAAUUACAGCGACUGGGUUCAGUAUGCAGAGGCAAUUCUGCGGAAAGAGGGUUUGUUUGAGGUGAUUACAGAAACCCCCAGUUCCAGUUACAGAUGCAUGGCAAGCUAAGGAUUCCAAAGCAAGGGAACUCUUACAUUGAUAGUAUCCCCAGAAGAGCUCUGUCUAUUGCGUGAUAAGACCUCAGCCAGAGAAAUUUGGGACGCUUUGAGAGAGGCUCACUUAAGGACAGAAGCUGGAUCCACUAUGUUUUACUUUAACAAGCUGCAUAAUAUGGCUCUUGCUGAAGGUGGAGAUGUGCGUUUACAUCUGAUGGAGAUGCAAAAUCUGAGACAUGAGCUGCAACAGAGAGGACUCAACUUUCCAGAGGCUGUGUAUUCUUUCAUGAUACUACAAUCUUUGGGUUCAGGUUGGGAGUCUGUUGCAACCCAGAUUGCUGUGCAACCAACUGCUCAGCUGACAGUGGACUUUGUUACUGCCGUGAUUUUAAAUGAAGCAGAUCGCCGGGGUGCUAGCUGCAUGGGCAAGGGAGUCUUCACAGACGUCAUCCCAUAGUGCAGUGGAACCACCAGAUGGCGCCAAAGCUUUGAAGGCAGUGAAAUGCUACUCGUGUGGACGUCUAGGCCAUAUGAAGAGGGAAUGCAGAUAUCCCAGGGCCAAGACAGAGCAGCGCAGCGAAGCUCAUCGCGUGGAAAGGCCGAGGUAAAGGCAAAGGUCCGGUGUCUAGGACAACGCAGCACAAGGCUAUGGUUUCACGCUUCACUCCAAAGGUUGCAGAGGUCCAGAAGACGUCUAGAUCUUUCUUCGUUGUUGAUUCAGCGGCCACCCACCACAUGUGCAACGAUAAGAAACUGUUUGUGUCUUUUACACCGCAGGAAGGUGCGAUUCACCAGGCGGAUGACCACACUAUUCCCAGUAAAGGCUACGGAACUGUUGUUCUUCACAGUUUGGACUUAUCGAUACAGAAUGUGCUUUACGUGCCAGACGCCAAACAUAAUCUGCUCAGCGUUGGACAGCUGAAUGAGCGGAACAUUGACGUUUCCUUCAAGAACAAGAAGUGCAUCAUCACAAAGAAAAAUGAUUAUGUAUUGCAUGCAGAAUAUGUUGAUCAUUUGUUUGUUUUGUAUUAUGAUGAUGUGGUGCAGGAUGACACUUGUUGCAUUGCAGGUUCUAACAAAAGUUUGCAUGCAGAAUGUAUUCACGAUUUUCAUCGAAAAUUUGGUCAUUUGCAUUUUGAGGCAGUAUCUAAAAUGCCUGCCUUGGUUGAAGGUAUGACUAUUAAACCCUGCAGGUACCACAUGAAGUGCAAAGCAUGCGCAGCAAACAAGGUGAAAAUGGCUGCGAAAGGUAAGGUGUCUAGUAGGACAGCUACAGAACCAUACCAGGUUGUUCAUGCUGAUUUGGUUGGACCACUAGCGCCCUCUUUGGGUGGAAAUAGAUACUUCAUGGUUCUCAUUGAUGCAUUUUCUAGAUAUAUUUUUGUGUACAAUCUCAAGCAGAAAUCGGAGGCUUUUCCUAGGUUCAAGGAAUUCUGUGCUUGGUUGGAAAAUGUGCAUGGUAAGAAGAUAAAGACUCUUUUCAGUGAUCGCGGGGAAUUCACUUCUCAGAAGUUUGCAGCUUUUCUGACUGAGAAAGGAAUUCAACACGAUUUGUCUAGUCCUCGCUCGCCAUGGCAGAAUGGACUUGCGGAACAGGCAAAUCAGACUUUGCUUCAAGGGUUAAAAACCUUGCUGCAUGAUGCCAAUCUUCCAGAGAGUUAUUGGGCCGAAUCUCUCUCGUGUUUUGUUUACAGUUACAAUCGCAGGUUAUCUUCAGCGAUUGGUUGUACUCUAUGAGAAGAUGUUUGGCAAGAAGCCAUACAUCAAACACAUGAAGAUUUUGGUUCUGACAUGUGGGUUCGCUCACCACAAAACUCCAAGUUAGACAAGCGUGGAUUGCAUGGUAUCUUUCUAGGUUAUCAGAAAGGGUCUUACAGAAUAAUGAUGACUGACUCUAAGACAAUUAAGCUCACGAGAAGUGUUGAGUACAAUGCAAAGUGGGGGGGAGAAUGUGGGAAUUUUCCAAUGUUAUCCUGAUGACGGUGAUGAGACUGAGGAUAGUCAAAAGCAACCACAACAACCCACACCCACUGAUGAAGGUUCUGAGUCUGAAUCUGAAACUGAAUCGGGUGAUUCAGAGGAUUUCAAGAGUGCGAAAGCCUCUAUGCGACCCUCUGAAAGCUCUGAUCAAGAAUUGGAGGAACCAUUGUUCACAAUAGGUCGUUUUUCUCCUAAGAAGGAAGAGGAGAGUGUUGAAGACUUAAGGCUAAUUCGUAGGUCACAGAGAGCCACAAAAGCAAACCUCCAAAGAGAUUUGCUGAUGAGUUUGCUACGAUAGCAGUAACAGCUGUUAAAAGCUCCAAGAAGGUAUUUGAACCUUCAAGUUUCCAAGAAAUCCAGGGUUUGGAUUCAAAGGAAGCUGAGCCAUGGUUAAAUGCCAUGAAGGCUGAGCUUGAUUCCUUAGAAAGGAACAAAACAUGGGAGCUAGUUCCAGUAGUUCCAGGAAUGAAACUGCUUGGAAGCAAAUGGGUCUUCAAAGCGAAGACAGAUCAAAAUGGCAAGAUAGUCAGACACAAAGCCAGAUUGGUAGCCAGAGGUUUUGCACAGGUACCAGGUCAAGACUAUCACGAGACCUAUUCACCCACAGUGAGAUAUGAAAGCAUUAGGCUUAUGCUCAAGCUAGCUGCAGAGGAAAAUCUACACAUUAGUCACCAUGAUAUUAAUACAGCUUUUCUGUACGGAUCUCUAGAUGAAUCACUUUAUAUGCUUCCACCUGAUGGCGUACAGGUAAAACAGGGAUUUGUUUGUGCUCUGAAGAAAUCCCUUUAUGGUCUCAAACAAAGUGCACGGUGUUGGCACACAAAACUCACUGAAGUAUUGUUUUCUCUAGGUUUUCAGCAAGGAAAGCUGAUCCAUGUGUAUUUGUCAAAGAGGAGGGGCAAAAGAAACUGUACUGUUUGUUUUAUGUUGAUGAUUUAUUAUUCUUUUGGAAAGAUGUUGCAAUGUACAAUAGCGCCUAGCUCAACUGAAAGAGCACUUUGACAUGAAAGAUCUUGGUGAGGUAAACAACUACCUAUCUCUGGAAAUAGAGAGAGAUCAAGAUGGUAACAUUCUAGUACACCAGUCACGGAAAAUUGCUGAUGUGUUAAGCAAACUAAAUCUGAUGGAUGCUAACCCUGUAGACACACCGAUGACAACAGGUUAUCAGGUAGAUGACACUGAAGAAGCAUUUUCUGACACUACACUGUACAGGAGUGUGCUAGGCAAGCUAAACUUCAUUGCCAGAUGUUCAAGACCAGACAUUGCUGUUAGCUGUAAUUUGCUAAGCAGACAAGUCAACAAUCCUAGUGUCAAGGAUUGGAAAGCUCUGAAACGCAUAGCGCGGUAUUUGAAAGGCACUAUGCAUUACAGACUGAGAUUUAACAAUCAGAAGUCUGGUGGUCUUGAGAUAUUUGCAGAUGCAAGUUUUGGAAGUGACGCUACAGACAGGAAAAGUACGUCUGGAGUUUGCUAUAUGUACAAUCAGAGUCUGUUUGAUUGGUCAUGCAAGAGCAAACAACAGUUAGCUUAAGUACUUGUGAAGCCGAACUGAAUGCACUGUCUUAUUCACUUAAGGAUUGUGAAUGGUUAGUACAAUUGUGCAAAGAUAUGAAAAUUCCUGUCAAAUGUCCAAUCCAGGUUUACCAGGACAACAAAGCAUGUUUGGCUUUGCUGAAGUCUGAAGGUUGUAAGCAAAGCACAAAGCACUUGCAAUUAAAGUUGCAGCAUGCUAGGGAAUGUAUUCAGAAGGGACUCGUAACGGUGUCCUAUAUGCCAGGUAAUGAAAUUCCUGCUGAUGUAUUGUCCAAGAUUGUAUCAAGGGAUCAACACUGUACCUAUGUGCAGAAGUUGGGUUUGUACUGAUAUUGUGCAAACACGCUGCCCAGUGAUGUUCACAGAAAGGGGAGGAUGUUGGUUUCUGCUUUCCUUCACUGUGCAGCUCUGCUUGUCACGAGACAGGUGUUUACAUUCCACAGUCUGUACUGUUGGAGUUUCUCACGGGAAAGGGAGACUGGAUGUGACGUACACUGGUUUCCUGUUUUUCACUGUGUGAUUCUCUCCAAGCUGUCGAGGAGAGAGGAUGCAUUUUUCUGCUCCGGCAGAGGCAAGAUGUCUUUCUGUAAUAUACCAGCUUUGAACUGUAAAUAAAGCAAUAUAGAGUAUGCAGCACAUUUUCCUCAUCCUUCCGCUGGGCACGAGACUCUGCUUAAAUCAACAGUGCAAGGGCUCAUUCUCAUGACCUCCCAGUAUGGCAGCUGAAGUUUUAAGUCAGGCCACACAAACUUUCAGGAGCAAUGCCAUACACUAAGGAAAUUUUUGAAUGAAAGCUGGCUCAUGACUUUGUGAGAUUUUGGUUAGUCUUAUUAAAGGUAUUAUAACACUGUAGCUUCUGGAGCAGUUGCUUUUUUUUGUUAUGGACAAACGUAGCUACCUUCUUUUUAAGAUGGUUGGAUGGCGGCUAACAGAUUGAGGUUGAAUCCUGACAAGACAGAAGUACUGUUCUUGGGGGACAGGAGGCGGGCAGGUGUGGAGGAUUCCCUGGUCCUGAAUGGGGUAACUGUGCCCCUGAAGGACCAGGUGCGCAGCCUGGGAGUCAUUUUGGACUCGCAGCUGUCCAUGGAGGCAGAGGUUAAAUCUGUAUCCAGGGCAGCUGUUUACCAGCUCCAUCUGGUACGCAGGCUGAGACCCUAUCUGCCUGCGGACUGUCUUACCAGAGUGGUGCAUGCUCUGGUUAUCUCCCGCUUGGACUACUGCAAUGCGCUCUACGUGGGGCUACCUUUGAAGGUGACCCGGAAACUACAACUAAUCCAGAACGCGGCAGCUAUACUGGUGACUGGGAGCGGCCGCCAAGACCUCAUAACACCGGUCUUAAAAGACCUACAUUGGCUCCCAGUACGUUUCCGAGCACAAUUCAAAGUAUUGGUGCUGACCUUUAAAGCCCUAGAUGGCCUCGGUCCAGUAUACCUGAAGGAGCGUCUCCACCCCCAUCGUUCUGCCCGGACACUGAGAUCCAGCACCGAGGGCCUUCUGACGGUUCCCUCACUGCGAGAAGCCAAGUUACAGGGAACCAAGCAGAGGGCCUUCUCGGUAGUGGCGCCCUCCCUGUGGAACGCCCUCCCACCAGAUGUCAAAGAGAACAACAACUACCAGACAUUUAGAAGACAUCUGAAGGCAGCCCUGUUUAGGGAAGCUUUUAAUGUUUGAUGUAUUAGAGGAUUUUAAUAAUUUUUUUGGAAGCCGCCCAGAGUGGCUGGGGAAGCCCAGCCAGAUGGGCAGGGUACAAAUAAUAAAUUCUUCUUCUUCUUAUUAUUAUUAUUUAAAGUUGCAUGUAUGUGCCAGUACCACAUGAUUGAUAUUUUUCACCCACCGUGUGCUCUUGAAAUGCUCAAGUGAUAUGUAGGAGCAAGACUGGUGCAAUACAUUGUGUCACCUGAGGCGACAGUGGCCAUCAUCCUGCCCCCCCCCAUUUCCUCUACCUCUGCUGUUGGUUCCCCUCCUCCUUUCCCUUCUGCUGCCACUGUUACCCCCUCCUUGCCUCAACUAGUUACAUUAAACUUAACUUCAGGAGUGCCAGCUUGGUCCUGCGACCAUGGAUGCCCGGGGCUGUGGGUGCCAUGCAGUGUGCAUGGCCCUGGCACUGGAAUUUGUGGGUGCCCAGUCCCUUCAUAGGGAAUUUUGUUGGUGCUUGGACACCCAGGGCCCCAGGGAGUUGGCACCUACGCUUAAGUUUAAACAGAAUUUCUAGCUGUUGCUGCCAAUCAAUGGCAGCACAGGCAUUCUCCCAGUCACCUUUUUCAAAAUGCCUUUGCUCUUCCUCAGAGCAUGGCAGGGGGAAGAGGGGGUUGUACUGAAGCUUCUUGCUGCUCUGAUGUAGCAGCAGCAGGGCUGGUGGGUGGGCUGGUAGAUAGGGGACCAGUUUGCCAUUCCCCCAAACAGAAUUUUUGAAAACUAAAAACAUGUACACAGAACAAUUCUAAUAAUAAGUUAGAAUUUAAAAUAGCAGCAGUAAUAGAGCGAGACAUAGAAGUCACUAGUGUCUAUGAAAAUUGGUUAUACCCUGUCUCCUGAAUAAUAAAAGGUUGGUGGCUCAGUUACUCGCCAAGGAAAGGCAUUCUACAAAUGGGACACAAACACUGAGAAGGUCAUUUUCCUGGUUGCUGUCUUCCUAAUGUCAUCUGGCAGAAACACCCAUAGAAGAAACCAUGAAAUAUGUCUUAAAUUCACUUUUGUAUAUAGGAUUUUAUUUGGGUUCAUGUUGCUCGCUGAAGUUUUCCUUUAGCAUUCCUUCAACUUUCAUACUAUGCUGAAAGGCAUAGUAUGUUUAAGGAUCAGGCUUGUCGUUCAGACCCUUAUUGUUUCCACUAAACAUAAUUGUUCUCCUGUUGAAACUGUUGGCAAUUCUCUUUCUAGUGUUUGAAGACCCAAACUUCAUAGGAAACCGCUAUGGAUGGAGGGCAGAAAAUGUGGACAAAGGACAAUGGGAUAGUCUUACGUAGGUAUCUUAUGAAAAUUCAAAUUGUGCACAUCUAGAAGCAGCAAAAUAUGGUGCCAAAUUUGGGGUCUUGGUGUUAUAGUGAUUAUAUAUGCAAAAUGUCUUUGUGAGGGUAUCCGCAGUAAAUCAAAAUGUAUGCUUUGAAUUAUGAAGCCACAGGGCUUCAUAAUACAUAAUCAUGUAGCAAUAAUAAUAAUACGGUGUAAGGUCUCCAUCAGCAAUGAGUUCACCUAUCUCUUUUGUGAAAGUUUAACAGCAGAAAGAAAGAAAGAAAGAAAGAAAGAAAGAAAGAAAGAAAGAAAGAAACUUCUGGGGUGUUUGAAGCAGGGGUUCCCAAAAGUUCAUAAUGCUGUUGUUCAGAAUGCAAAUUUGUCUCGCUUAAAUGCUCAUAUGUAUUAUGAAUUCAGCAUUCUCUGGGUCAAAAUAUAAAAGGAGAUUAUGGAUAUGCAUGAGCUGUAAGUUUUUAACUGCUCUUCAAAAUUUCAUUGCUAUUUUCAUCCCAGUCCUAGGUGCUAAUUGUUCCAGGGAACUAUGCAGUUCUGAAGUUACAGCACAUCUCGAGGCAGCUCCUGAGCCUUGGGAGCAAGGGAGCUCAGCAAUCCUUGAACUUGUCUGUCCAAAUGAGCAAAACCUUGACAGGGUUUCCUUAUAAUUUCUUUCUGUAAACCCUUUCAUUAGUCCAUGUCACCCUAGUUAGACUCUUAGGGUAGGGUUCCUUCGUGUCAAGUGGCUGCUGAAAACUCAUUGAAAAUAUAGGCACCUUUUGACAAUAGUAAAAGCAAAAAGAAAACUGAAAUGACAUGUUUGACUCAGAAUUAGUUUUGGGGACAAUUCUCUUUAUUAUUUUAUCCAAUGUGUGUGGUUGCUGCCUCCUAAGUAGAUUUAAAAUCUUCUCUUCUUCUUUGUGUCUGUUUGGGAUUGGGAGAAGAGGCUUGAAUUUCCAGUAUGCCUCUGAUACCAGGUACUGGGGAUAUAAUGCUCAUGUCCUGUUUGUGGUCUCCAUGCAUCUGGUUGGCCACCGUGAGAACAGAAUGCUGAAUUACUUAGGGCUUUGGUCUGAUCGGGCCCUUCUUAUGUUCUUAAUUAUUUGUGGAAGACUAUCAAGUUGCAGGAGGCCCAUACCUGUCCCUAUGGAUUUCCAAAUAAUCUUGCCUUUAUUUGUUUUUGUGACUCAGUUCAGUGUUCCUUUAGUCCACUGGCUCUAUAGAAAAUGGCUUUUGGUGGCACAGAGGACUAAAUGGACAGUAUUGUUUUGCUGCCUUCAAACAACUGAGUAUCUGAGAAAUAAAUUGUCAAUAACUCUACCUGUCACCCAGCCUGGCCCUCCUUUGUUACACAUAACAGUUACUGCUUCGUUUCUGUCUCUAAUCACUGAUCUUAGUGACUCUGUAUCUCCACAAGGAGCAUCAUCAGGGUCAGGAUACAGCACUCAACCAAGUAAAUUUGCAAUAUUUCACAUUUUGUCUCAUUAAGGAGAGGAGGAGUGGACAAGGAAGUUGACUGCUAGUGGAUUCCUCUGAUUUCCCCAAUACUGCAACCAGCCCUCCUUUAGCUGCUACUUAUUUUUCCCUGUCAUUUUCAAUACUUGCAUAUGACAGAAUAUGCAGAAUGGGCUGGUCCUGGGGCUGUGUGGGGAGUGCGUCCUCAUCCUUAUAAAGGCCAAUCAUUCCAUUUUAUUUGGAACUUGCUCUGGGGACAGAGAAGCAUGUGCACUCCUGUCCCUCUGACCCCAGAGCAAAUAAUCAGUCAGUCUGAUUAUAAUGUCUAAAGGUUAUAGAAUAGAUUAUACCCAUAUGGAAGAAUCUAUUUUACCUGACUUGCACUAUGUAUUUAAUGUGUGUUUUGAAACAUGCUGAAGAAGAUUGCAACUAAUUAUUUCAUAUAUAUGUUUAUAUAUACAGGGCAGGGAAAGGCACUUCACCAGAUAGUUUUGCCCACAAACUCGCAGAAACUCUAUGAAUAUCUAAUUUGAAGUUCAAAUUGAAGGAAAGCAAACUAUGGGACUAAAUGAGUUUAUUUUUCUUUCUGAAGAAAUUCGAGGAAUAUAGGGUUAAUUUUUCUUUGACACAACUUCCUUGUUUUAUUUCCCUUAACAGAAGUUCUUUGUGUUAUGCAUUUGAUAAUUGCUUCAUUAUGUAGCACCACAGCAUCCUACGUGACCCAAGAAAACAUUCCAAAAAACUGAGAACGUCCUUUUUGACCCAUCUGUCCAUUUUUUACUUUUAAAAAAAUGCAGCAUGAACAGGCUGGAGCUGUUUGAGAAAGCAGCAUUUGCUGUGAAUCAGAGCAGCUUUCUCAUGUUAACUUCAUAGGAACAUGAAAGGAACUUGCUAUGAACCCCCCACCCGUUUGAAUUUGCCUGAGUGAAAUGGCCACCUCCCACUGCCAUCUGGCGGUAGCAGACAGACACUUUCCAAGCCGGUCUCCUUUUUAUUUGUUGCUUCAUUUGGUUGGCAAAAAGCUGAUUCCCCUAACUAUUGCAUGUCCAGAUGAGGACGGCAGCAAUCCAGUUUUGCUUGUAGUGAAAAAGUUGUCUGCGUGGCUGACCCUGUUGUGUCGCAGCAUAAAGCCAUACCUGAAGGCAGAGAUUGGCGUCUGAAUGGUGUAGCAAGGCAUCUUAGAAUGUUGUCUUUUGCAGGGAGGUGCCAACUGGGUUCAGCUUUAGGCAGGAAAUGCCUUGAGGUGGCAUUGGCUGCCUGAGGAGCACUUCAGCAUGAGCAGAGAUAUGUCAUAGGCAUCUUGAGCUAAGUGCUUAAAAGCAAUAAUUCAGUACAGGCUUCUAAGUCAGCUCUGCUCAAGGAUGAAGCACUCAAGCAUGUAUUUUGAGUGUUUUGUUAGUAUAUUGACUAUAUUAAGUUUAUACAAUGUAUUGUGUGUUGUUGUUUAGUCAUUUAGUCGUGUCCGACUCUUCGUGACCCCGUGGACCAGAGCACGCCAGGCACUCCUGUCUUCUACUGCGUCCCGCAGUUUGGUCAGGCUCAUGUUUGUAACUUCGAGAACACUGUCCAACCAUCUCGUCCUCUGUCGUCCCCUUCUCCUUGUGCCCUCCAUCUCUCCCAACAUCAGGGUCUUUUCCAGGGAGUCUUCUCUUCUCAUGAGGUGGCCAAAGUAUUGGAGCCUCAGCUUCAGGAUCUGUCCUUCCAGUGAGCACUCAGGGCUGAUUUCCUUAAGAAUGGAUAAGUUUGAUCUUCUUGUAGUCCAUGGGACUCUCAAGAGUCUCUUCCAGCACCAUAAUUCAAAAGCAUCAAUUCUUCGGCGAUCAGCCUUCUUGAUGGUCCAGCUCUCACUUCCAUACAUCACUACUGGGAAAACCAUGGCUUUAACUAUAUGGACCUUUGUUGGCAAGGUGAUAUCUCUGCUUUUUAAGAUGCUGCCUAGGUUUGCCAUCGCCUUUCUGCCAAGGAGCAGGUGUCUUUUAAUUUUGUGACUGCUGUCUCCAUCUGCAGUUAUCAUGGAGCCCAAAAAAGUAAAAUCUCUCACUGCCUCCAUUUCUUCCCCUUCUAUUUGCCAGGAGGUGAUGGGACCAGUGGCCAUGAUCUUCGUUUUUUGAUGUUGAGCUUCAGACCAUAUUUUGCGCUCUCCUCUUUCACCCUCAUUAAAAGGUUCUUUAAUUCCUCCUCACUUUCUGCCAUCAAGGUUGUGUCAUCUGCAUAUCUGAGGUUGUUGAUAUUUCUUCCGGCGAUCUUAAUUCCGGCUUGGGAUUCAUCCAGCCCAGCCUUUCGCAUGAUGAAUUCUGCAUAUAAGUUAAAUAACCAGGGAGACAAUAUACAGCCUUGCCGUACUCCUUUCCCAAUUUUGAACCAAUCAGUUGUUCCAUAUCCAGUUCUAACUGUAGCUUCUUGUCCCACAUAGAGAUUUCUCAGGAGACAGAUGAGGUGAUCAGGCACUCCCGUUUCUUUAAGAACUUGCCAUAGUUUGCUGUGGUCAACACAGUCAAAGGCUUUUGCAUAGUCAAUGAAGCAGAAGUAGAUGUCUUUCUGGAACUCUCUAGCUUUCUCCAUAAUCCAGCGCAUGUUUGCAAUUUGGUCUCUGGUUCCUCUGCCCCUUCGAUAUCCAGCUUGCACUUCUGGGAGUUCUCGGUCCACAUACUGCUUAAGCCUGCCUUGUAUAAUUUUAAGCAUAACCUUGCUAGCGUAUGAAGUAAGUGCAAUUGUGUGGUAGUUGGAGCAUUCUUUGGCACUACCCUUCUUAGGGAUUGGGAUGUAGACUGAUCUUCUCCAAUCCUCUGGCCACUGCUGCGUUUUCCAAAUUUGCUGGCAUAUUGAGUGUAGCACCUUGACAGCAUCAUCAUUUAAAAUUUUAAAUAGUUCAGCUGGAAUAUCAUCACUUCCACUGGCCUUGUUAUUAGCAGUGCUUUCUAAGGCCCAUUUGACUUCACUCUCCAGGAUGUCUGGCUCAAGGUCAGCAACCACACUACCUGGGGUGUACGAGACAUCCAUUUCUUUCUGGUAUAACUCCUCUGUGUAUUCUUGCCACCACUUCUUGAUGUCUUCUGCUUCUGUUAGGUCCUUUCCACGUUUGUCUUUUAUUAUGGUAAUCUUUGUACGAAAUGUUCCUUUCAUAUCUCCAAUUUUCUUGAUCUCUGGUUUUUCCCAUUCUAUUGUUUUCCUCUAUUUCUUUGCAUUGCUCGUUUAAGAAGGCCUUCUUGUCUCUUCUUGCUAUUUUUUGGAAUUCUGUAUUCAAUUUCCUGUAUCUUUCACUAUCUCCCUCGCAUUUUGCUUGCCUUCUCUCCCCCGCUAUUUGUAAGGCCUCGUUGGACAGCCACUUUGCUUUCUUGCAUUUCCUUUUCACUGGGAUGGUUUUAGUUGCUGCCUCCUGUAUAAUGUUACGAGCCUCCAUCCAUAGUUCUUCAGGCACUCUGUCCACCAAAUCUAAAUCCUUAAACCUGUUCCUCACUUCCACUGUGUAUUCAUAAGGGAUUUGACUUAGAUUGUAUCUUACUGGCCCAGUGGUUUUUCCUACUUUCUUCAGUUUAAGCUUGAAUUUUGCUAUAAGAAGCUGAUGAUCUGAGCCACAGUCAGCUCCAGGUCUUGUUUUUGCUGACUGUAUAGAGCUUCUCCAUCUUUGGCUGCAGAGAAUAUAAUCAAUCUGAUUUUGAUGCUGCCCAUCUGGUGAUGUCCAUGUGUAGAGUCGUCUCUUGUGUUGUUGGAAAAGAGUGUUUGUGAUGACCAGCUUGUUCUCUUGGCAGAACUCUAUUAGCCUUUGCCCUGCUUCGUUUUGAAUUCCAAGGCCAAACUUGCCAGUUGUUCAUCUCUUGACUCCCUACUUUAGCAUUCCAAUCCCCUAUAAUGAGAAGAACAUCCUUCUUUGGUGUCAUUUCUAUAAGGUGUUGUAAGUCUUCAUAGAAUUGGUCAAUUUCAGUUUCUUCAGCACCAGUGGUUGGUGCAUAAACUUGGAUUACUGUGAUGUUAAAAGGUCUGCCUUGGAUUCGUAUUGAGAUCAUUCUAUCAUUUUUGCGAUUGCAUCCCAGUACAGCUUUCACCACUCUUUUGUUGACUAUGAGGGCCACUCCAUUUCUUUUACGGGAUUCUUGCCCACAGUAGUAGCUAUGAUGGUCAUCCGAACUGAAUUCGCCCAUUCCCGUCCAUUUUAGUUCACUGAUGCCUAGGAUGUCAAUAUUUAUUCUUGCCAUCUCAUUUUUGACCACAUCCAACUUACCCAGGUUCAUGGUUCUUACAUUCCAGGUUCCUAUGCAAUAUUUUUCUUUAUAGCAUUGGACUUUCCUUUCGCUUCCAGGCAUAACUGAGUGUCCUUUCGGCUUUGGUCCAGCCGCUUCAUCAGCUCUGGAUCUACUUGUCCUUGUCCUCCGCUCUUCCUCAGUAGCAUGUUGGACGCCUUCCGACCUGAGGGGCUCAUCUUCCAGCGUCAUAACUUUUAUAUGCCUGUUGCCUUUGUCCAUGGAGCUUUCUUGGCAAGGAUACUGGAGUGGCUUGCCGGUUCCUGCUCCAGGUGGAUCACGUUUGGUCAAAACUCUCCACUAUGACCUGUCCAUCUUGGGUGGCCCUGCACGGCAUAGCUCAUAGCUUCUCUGAGUUAUUCAAGCCCCUGCGCCAUGGCAAGGCAGUGAUCCAUGAAGGGGAAUGUAUUGUGUAUAAUGUAUAUAAUAAGAUAUUAGAUUUUUAUUGUUUUUAGGAACAUAAGGCACUCCCCUGACAAUUAUGAUCACAUCUUAACAUGCAGAAAUGGGAAUGGGAAUUUUCCCAAAGACAUACUCGUGCACGUGGCCCUGGAUUUUUGCUGUUUCCUCUGUGCAAGCCAAUACAUAAUAAUAAUAAUAUAAUAUCAAACUUUUAUUUAUACCCCACCCUCCCUGGCCAAAGUCGGGCUCAGGGCGGCUAACAUCAGAUAUAUAACAUUGGUAUAAAAUCAAACAACAAUUAAAUUACCUCCUAAAAACAGGUCGAAAUCAAAUUAAAGUCUAAUUAGAUGGCUUUCCGCAGGGUUAGGGUUGGGAACAGUAAGUUUGAACAUUUGCAGUUUCUCUUUUAACAUGUAAAUUUGGACAGGAAGAAAAGAGCAGAGUGAUAGUCAUAAUUUCAGCUCCGCUAAAUAUACCAGUAAUUUUAUCUCUGUGAUUAAAGCUGAAUUCAUAAAACAUUUUAAAACAGCACAUAAGUCUGUUUUUAUGUAGCAUUUGUUCCUACAAACUGUGGUGAGAAUGGUCAGCCACCUUUUUUGUGGGCACCACUGCAAACUUUGCCUGUAGCAGCUUGAAGGAUGUAAAUAAACAGUUGUCUGAAGGCCCUCAUUUUCUGGAGGCCUUGCCGUGGUGGACUUUCCAUAUCUGUUGGGCAGGAUGAGAAUACCAUUCAGCUCACUAAAUAGUUGGAGCCUAUAGAUUACUGUCUCUCAGUGCAAUUACAGUUGCCUUGCGGGGUGGGGGUGGGUUUAAGUUGAUAAGCACAUGUUAAGUGGUCAUCGGAUUUCACACACUGAUACUUCAUAAAGUACUUAGGGCAAUGCUUAUUACAGAACUAGUCUCUCUGCUGCAGAAUGCAAGCUUCUGCUAUGUACAGAGCUCUUCUGAAUUCUGCAAUUAAAAUGAGUUGUUUGAAAAUAAAAAGCUUCAAAGCAGUCACUAGCUUCACUUACAAAAAGUGCUCUCUUUUUGACAUCACAUCUCUCAUUUUGCUAGACCUAGUAAGCAACAUUAUGCACCAAAAUGCUUCGUAGCCAUAGUUAGUGAUUGAUCCUAAACAUUUCUUCUUUCUGGGGUAUCUCCUGCAAUGACUGGGUAAUAUCCCCAGAACACUAGUGUGUUGUCAUGUGUUCUGACAUUCUGCAGGUGACAUUCAUGAGCAGCUUUUGCAAGUUUAGAAGGUCCUAUGUUAGGCAACUGGACUUUCCGCAAGGAAGUGUAUCACAUAUAUAAAAGUCAGUUUCUGCCCUAUGGUCAUAGCGGGAGCAAGAAAUGCUGAAUAAGGUUUUGCAAGGAACUGUGGGCUCAUUUUUUAAUAAGCUCCCAUUGAGUACUGUGGGGCAAAGUUAGUUGGCUCCAAUUGGUGACACUUUGGGGAAUAGGUGGUGAUUAGGACAUUAAACUAAAUUCUUUCUUGUUGCAGCGAAGUGAGCCUUAGAUUUUGUUUGUUUCCCCUUGAUUUAUCCAUAUGCACCAGACAAUGUAGUUUGUAACUAUUUGUAUAAAACAGCAGUGGCGAAUAAUAGCGAGAAAGGUACAUAUGAAGAUGAAAUGGUUUUUUAAAAAAAUAUUGGGAAGGGUGCCUUAAAUUCAGUUAACAGAUUGAGAGGGAGCACAGGGAUUUUACCAGCUUAAUGAUCAUUGAAACACUUUGAGCAUGUAGUACAUUUUUAAGAAACUCCCCCUGCAAUUCUUUGUGGAAAUCUAAGCCAUUUAUGCCCCCAUGUGGCUGAAAAGAGAAUUCAUUUAACCAAAUUAAGUUUACAUUUAAUUGAAAGUCAUUCCCCCCCCCCCGUUUUGUCAGUGGGAGCAGGAGAAUGGAUAAAUCAAGAGCUUAUACAGACUUUUCAUUUUUCAGAAGAUCAAGGGGCUCUUGGGUUGAUUUCCUUCUAGAUUAUGCAUUGUCAGGAAGUAGAAUUUGAGUUAUGGUGGCAAGCAAACCACAAAUCACACCGGACAAAACAAAUUUUCUCCCACCAGAAACCACUGAAGCCAAAAUAUAUGAAUUUAGUGUACAGUAUGUGUGUUAACUUUUGUGAUUGUCAUACACAUCUGUUUAACAGUGUCACAAGACUCAAUCCCCUCUCUAUGCCUGAACAAUACUUUUACAUUUAAAAAAAAUAAGGGAGGAACCUGUAAGACUAAUACCACUAAAGAGUUUAUGUGACCCAUUUAAAAGAGUGAAAAAUUCAAGGUUAACCCCUCCCCAUUGCAGCAUUGCUCUGCAAAUAAUUAAGUUCUUGUUAACUUUUUUUUUAAAGUAUAUUUCCAUUGAAAGAUCUGUUUGCCCCUCUCUGUAGCACUGGAGAGCAUCUAGUAAUGUUGUCUAAUUUUAAGGAAAGGGUGGAUGUGGUUCCAGAAUUUGGGGGUGGUAUUGAUUUAAAUUUGCUUUCAUUGUGGCUGUAUUGGUACUCUGAGCAAUCCACCCGUAUGGUUGUGUGGGUAGGCAAAAAAAUAAUGAUAACUGAAUAAUUCAUCGUAUCUACUUUUUAAGGACCAAACAACACAUGUUGUGGGAGAUCUGAUUGGAUUUCAAAGUGUCAUUUUCCAUGUUUUGUCUAGUCUUUUUAAUGUCUUCUAUAUUGUUGUGAUGUGUAAGGGUAUAGCUUUUCUAAUAUUACAGGGCUGUAAUAUUUCUUUCCAAGGUUAAGUCUGUUUUAGCUGCAACAGUCAGCUAAAGGAUAGCCAAAAUGCCCUACAGAUGUUGUAGGCUGCAACUCCCAUUGGUCCUGACGAUUGUUCAUACUGGCUGGAGCUGAUGUGAGUUGUAGUCCAUCUGCAGAGCAUCUGGAGGGCACCAUGCUGACUACAUCUGGUGCAUAUUUCCCUCUGCCACAGCCAAGGCAGAUAACUAGAGUUACUCCAGUGGAAUAUAUACAGUGUUCAAGUAUUCACCUUUACAUCGUAUGCUGUCCGUUGCUCAGAUUCUGGUGUGAACAACUGCAAUUGGUAUAGCAAAAAGCAUCUUGUUAAUAAUGUUUAUUGCUCUGAAAACAAUGGAGCAAAAUGCAAAGAAGCAAUAUGAGCAGAGCAUUAAAAAUAAAUGAAUUCUGGGAAUUGUGUUUGCUGUUGUGAGUGAGAGCAUGUGAGGUGCUGAGGCACACGCAUUCUUGUCCGCAGGAGUCCAUAAGUGCAUGCUUGGGAAUGUGGGUUAUCCUGCCAAUCCUACUUCAAAGGGUCUCUUUCAUGCUUAGCAGAUAAGAACCUGCUUUGUUAUCUUGCUGAAAGUUGGGUAAAGUGCUAAAUAUCUUGAAGAGCAAAACCCCAGUCAGGACCUGCCCACACUUUCAUGAGGCAAGCUGAAACAAUUGCCGCAUUCAGCUGGGGGUGGCAAAUGGGUGCCCCCAAGACCUCUGCUUGCUUGCUUGCUUGCUUGCUUGCCUUGUGGGUUUAAGUACAACAUCUAGGUGCGGUAGCAACGCAGCAGUGGUGGUGCAGGGACUCUCCCACUCACCUUGCCCAGAAUGCCUUGCUCUGAGAAAAGACCCCUUGGCCCUUCCUCAGAGCAAUGUAGGGAGGAGGUGGAGAGGAUGCCAGUGCUUCCACCAUUAGCAUGGUGGCGGGGGGGGGGGAGGAAGAGGAUAAAAGGGGGAAGAAGGAAGUGGUGUAGGUGGCCAUGUCAGGAGCUAGAGGAAGAAGAUAAGGAAAAGGUGGCACUAGUGGCAAGGAGGAGGAGGAGUUUGGGCAGAGGUGAGGAGGCUGUGGCCACUCACGUCAAGCAAUGCAAUCUCUUGUACCAGUAUUGCCCCCAGCUGUUUUGUUUUUGUGCAUGCUGAAGUAUUUUUUCAGAUAAGAAUUAACUUUGGACUAUUCUGGAGCCCUAACCUGAAAGCCAUCUGCUGCAGAUAAGAUUAACUGAAAAUCAAUUCGGUUUCUAAGACUUUACUGUAGCAAACAAGUCCAUAUUUCUGUUCAUGGCCCAAGUUACGUUCAACCGUGCUCAUUUCCUUUUUGGUUCUUUAUCAUUUCAGGCAUCGAUUGUUAAUCUCUGAGUUUAUCAAAAACCAAAAGAGAGAAAGAUUGGUAGAAAGCAAGAAAAGUCAUCCUCUGCUAAGCCCAUCUCCAGGUACUUCUGAGACUCCAAGAUUUUUGUUUUUUACUUUCUUUGAAGUGGCAUGUGUAGGCGGAAGAAAUAGCCAACUUUCCCUGAAGUAAUUGGGACUGUUGCUUGUGAACUUAGAGCUAAACUGAUUUUAUAAUAUACUAUAUAAAAAUAUAGCCAUCUCUUUUCACUGUUGAAGAUCAUGUCAUUUAGAUGAAUGAAAAGGUGUAUGGGUGUUACACACUUCCUUCUUUGUGAAGAGCAUUUGGGGGGGAGGUCCUAUUAGGGCUAGGACAAAAUCCUCCUAUUUUGCACCAAACUACUGCUGCACAAACAUGGAGAAUGCCAUUCCAAUUCCUUUCUGGAUUGCACCAGGAACCUCAAAUGAAGACCUUCCAGGUGGUGGCUUAAUGCUUGGAGGGCUCAUAGCCUGGCUUGGAACAGUACGCCAUCACAGAGAAGAUUGAUCUGCCAGAUUGAAGAUAUUUCCCAAAACUUAAUGAUCCAUCCCUGACAAAUGCUUAUCAGUCUUCCCUGUAACACCUCCAGAGGAUGAUUUCACAUUCUCCCUAGGCAAUCAGGUCUAUGGCCCAGAAAUGCAAGACAGAAUUCUUUCCAUAAUAUGCGGCUUAAAUCAUUGUUGCCACGCUGCCUCUUGCCCUUGCAUGAGUGGCAAAGGUGAACCUCAAUCUUCCCUGUGAGUACAUUUUCAACAUAUGGAAAAUGUUACUGUACUCUCCUUUAAUCAUAUCUUCUGUAGCAUAAAGAUAUCUGGUUUCCUCUUUUGUUCUAUCUGCAUGGUGGGCAGAUUUCUAUAAAAUGUGUUAACUUUUUCUGUAAAACCCAACAUGUAAACAUUUUGAGCAUACACUCUACCUGAUGGACUUUUGCAUAAACAAAACAAAUUUUAUACCUAAAACAAUAAAUAUUAACCCAAAUCAAAGGUCCUACCAUCUUAAGCCAUAUUUCCAGACACAAAUAAUUAUAUGCAUAUUAUUUCUCAAAAUGAUAAUAAAAAGUCACUUCAAAGUAACUACCCUACUCCUAAUAUACUAAAACACCAUUUGAGUUCUUUGAAAUAUAAGAAAAAUUAUCUAGCACAUAUGUUAAUAUAGUAUACCACUUUUUAAAAUUUUAAAAAACCACAAAUGUUGUGCUCCAAUUUACUUACAGUUUUACACACCAAAAAAAUCAUUUAUUCUCUUGUUUCCUUUUGCAUAAUUCCUACUAUGAAAGCAUCUGGAUCCCAGAGUACUUCUGGAAGAGAGUCUAAGAACAGGAGCCAGGAUGAGGAGCAAUGGGAGAAGGAAGCGGAAGAUCUAGUAAUGUGGUCUGCAAGUCUUGAGCACAUGAAAUUGGAUUAAACUACGAUCACUAAUGUAAUCAAGGUUGAGAGCAAUAUUGUUGUUGCAAUAGGAUCAAAUGUCCAGCCAUUAACCAGACCCCCCUACCCUGUACAGUUUAAUACGAGGGAGAUUAUCUGCAUAUUAACUGUGCAGUUUAAUAAGUGGGUGGCAUGUUCUCAUAGUCAAGGGUCCUCUGCCUGAAUUACAGCCCCCAAAGUUCUGUAUUAUGAGGCUGUGAAUACUGACAAAUUGAUGAGCAGAGAUUGAUGGUGGGUCACAUAAGCCUUGGUUGGGUUUUUUUUAAGUGUUUCAUCAUAGAUAAAGACUACAAAUGAAGUACGCACACUUUAGCACCAAUGUGGUGCUGUUGUUGUUGUGAUUUAUUUUAAUACCUGGGCAUAUAACUAUGUGCAGGAUGCUUGAUGAAGUGAAGACAGAGAAAGGGGAGGCAAAUGAAUGCAGAGAUAGAAAGGGGAAGAGCAUGGGAUUGUUUCAAUUGCACGUACUUAAGCUUAGUUAGAAUGGAGUAUGCUGACUAGGGGGAUGUUCCAAAGACUUAAAAGUUUGGAGGAACCUAGAACCUCCGGCUUUGAGUACAUUAGUCAGUUUUCAUCUUCUGCAAUCUUUUGCUCCAUAGGUGAUAAAACAUGUAGCACCUGGUCACUUGUGGCAAACUUCCAACAAUACCUUCCAGCCCCUGUGACUCCAGCAAAAUCCCUAUAUUUGGUAUCAAGUUGUUGGGUUUUACUGACCUGAAGUCAACUUUGGUGUAAAGCAGUCUAAAAUCAUGUCAGCCAUAGGUCCAGCCUUAUUAUUUUUAUAUCAUCCAUAUAAAAAUCAACAUAUAUAUUAGGGAGCAUAAAUGAAGGAGAAUUAGCUCACUAUAUGUGAGAAACAAUUUCAUCAUUGCUACUAUUUUUCUUCAGCAGGUCAAGAACAUAAUUGAGGAUAUCCAUGCUUCUUCCACUGUACCCUUGUCAACAUAUUUCCUUAUCUAAUAAUGACUUACUAGCUAUUCCUGACCAUACUAUUGGUUAGAAAAUAUAAUUUCUCUUAUUAUUCCAUGUCUGUUUCUUGUCCUCAUAUAACCCAUGUGCUCUGAGGCACAGCCCUGUUUCUGCUUUCACCUCAAAAUCUGAUGCCCGGAUAACACAUUUGGGUACAGCAUUUACCAGCCACACAAACCCCAAACACAGAAUAUAUAUCAACCUUUGCAUUUGCCACCCAUCACCCAGCUAUGAUAUCAGACUCUUGGGAUCCUUUCCCACUUCUCCACCAUAUGACAGCCAAGGCAACUUUUUCUGUCCUUAAAGCCUGAGUCGGUGUGCCUGCCUAGCUCACUAGACUGCUCUUAGCCACUCCCAUUCAUUUUGAUCAGGUAUGCCCAGGUGGCUUGUGCCUUAAGGCUAGUGUCUGAGAUCCCAGGGUGAUUUGAUGAGCACUGGAAAGGAGACAGAAGGGUGAGAGGAUGACAUGCAUCACAAGAUGGGGAAGCUUUUAAUGUUUGACGUUUUACUAUGUUUUUAUAUGUGCUGUAAGCUGCCCAGAGUGCCUGGGGAAACCCAACCAGAUGGGUGGAGUAUAAAUAAUAAAAUUAUUAUUAUUAUUAUAAUAUACAACAUGCCUUUGGGAGUGACAGGCAUCCUUCACUGAUCACUAGGGGGCCCACUGAAUUUCGCUUCUCGCCUCUGGUUCCUAGGGAUAUGCAUAAGCCACUUCUUCCUCAUCGUCUUUCUAGUGAGAGAGAAAUAAGUCAGGUUAUUCACAGGCAGUUCUGGCCACCCUUGUCUUUCCUGUACGCAGCAGGAAUGGCCGUGAUUGGACAUACAUGGUCAUAACAUCCCCACCCAGUGACUUGGGUGGUAGAAAGCUUUCCAGUGCUGCUCCCUUCCUAUGGGCAGCUAUCCUUUGGCAACACACAGUCUGUCUCUCACCAUGUGCUUGUGCAGUGCCUAAUUUGGGUGGGCUGUGAUCUCAGCCAGGAUUACCAGAAACUACAGCCCUAUAAAUACAUUAUAUUUUCAGAAUAACAGCUUGCUAGGGCCUCUGGUCAUCAAAGUGCUUUGUCCAAUGCAAGGCCUGUUUAUUGAGUGCAUCUUGUGCUGCAAUAAUUACCUUGAAGUACAGGGCUGAUCGUUCCAAAUUUAAAAGAUAGUAUUAUCACAGAUUUCUCAAUUCAAAGUACUAGAGACAUCGGGAGUUCUUAAUCAAAAAUAGGCUUUAAGCAAAUGAUCAUUAACUCUGUGAGCAGAACCAGGCUUUUCCGUUCUGUGCAUUUUUAUAGGCACUAUUUUACUGCAGGCCUUUUUUAUGAGUUCUGGGAUCGUGAGGCUUAAAGAGGGGACACAGCCAGGAUUUGGACGUGGGAGGAACAAAGUGUCAAGCUGAGCAGGGCUCCACAUGCACAUCUGGGACCAUUUAGAGCAUAUUCUUUGUGCGUGUGGUGUUUUUUUUUUUAAGUGCGCCAACCGAUUAUAGGCAAGUAGCAGCUGUGCCGAAUGAAACCAAGCAAUGUGAAUGUGAGAAGAGUAAGUCAGUUGAGCUUACCUGACACUCCUGGAUACUGUGACUGGCCUCAGCAUGGGGACGAACAAACAUGGUAAAGCAUGCUGGUAUUUUGCCAAUUUCAGCAUUCUCAUACUCUCCAGUCGAUGAAGUUUCAUGCCGUAACUUUAACAGCCUGUUCCUAAAAAGAGGUAUCUGCACAGAAUCACACCGUAAGCGAUUCACACUGGAUCAGUUAUAUUGACUGGUGCGCUGUUGAGUUUUGACUUCAAUGUUUUGUAUGUGAAGAGGAGGGGUGCUAUAUUGGCAGGUACUCUUUGAAUGGGGAAAUGCCCGCAAAUUCACUGCUUUGCAGCAGCUGGCUCUGACAGUGCUGCUACUACAUUAAAGGAAAUGGAGACCAUGAGCUGAACCACCACAUUUCUGUGACCCAUAGAGCAACCUCCCUCCCUCCUAUGUGAACUUAUAGGAGCAGGCAGCUUAGCCUGGCCUCCUAAACCCGGCACACUAAAGCAUACGUAAUUCUGCUUCUCAUGCUUAAAAAGAAAUGGUGGUUUUAAGUUUCACCAUUACUUGGAGAAUAGACACCCAUACCUUAGAAUAGAGCCCCAUAAAAUGAUCAUGUAAAAAACCAAAAUUGGUGUGUAGUUGGGUGCAAUACUAUUUAUGGAUAAAGAAUAUGAAGAAAUCCCUUCAUGAAGGAAACCAGUGUAAAUGCACUGAUAUCACUUAUGGGCUUAUAUCUUCUUUUGCAGUGAGAACUGGAUUGCAGUGUAGUGUUCUUCAGCUCAAUGUCCUCUAGAAGGCACUAUAUCACUGUGAAAUUCACAGUUUUUUUAUUCCUCUUAGGAAAUAAGCCAUUUGUAAUUGCUUGAUUGGAAGCCAGUUAUCAUCAUUUUCCUGCUCUUAAUUAUAAAAGUUUUUUUAAAUCAUUUUAACACAAUACAGUGCAUCUUUUUGUGAGAAAGCAUGUUUUGUUCAGUAUGAUGGAAUUUACAAGUGAAGGACCGUCUCAAAAUGUUUUUUUAAAAAAACAAAAAUACAUCUAAAGAAUAUUGUUAAGUGUUGAAUCCUGUGAAGAAUUAUGGCAUCUAAACUUGGUAUUUGAAAAGUUAUUUAAUGUCUUUAUUAAAUAAAAUAUUUUUAAAAGCAUAUACAUAAUAGGAGAAACACUCUGGAAGUUGCAAGGGAAAUAAACAGGGUACCCAGGGGUGAAACCAGGCUUUAUUUCACCCAGGUGAAAGACCCAAUCUGGCACCCACAUGUGCAUUUGCGUACAUACACACAUAGGCUGGGAGGCUUCACCUGGGGCAAAAAAUCCUGGCCAGCCCCCCGCCCCAUAGCUACAAAGGUACCACAGCGAUCAGGACUAUAUGAAAUCACUGAAUGACGUACAUUUGAGUCAGGUCAAUUUCAAGUGAUCCAAUUUACACUGCUUUGGAACAUGUUUUUUUAAAGAGCCUGGCUAGCUUUUCAGAUACUUUUUAAUUCAAUAACUUUCUAAAGAAAUGCCUGAAGUAACUGAUAUUAUAGUUUGAAAUCUUGUUUAUUCCGUUAUAUUUUACUCCAAGAAGACCUAUUUAUCCUAAAUAGCACCCAAUAAGGCAGACAUGUACGUAUAAAAUAUUUUUUUUUAAAUGUGAUCCCAUUGAGAUUCCAAGAUGAAAUAUUGCAGGUAGCUCUUAGAAAUAUUAAAUAAUCAAUAAAAAGUUUUUGAAUUUUUAAACUCAUAUUAAUUUUUUUAAUCACUUGUACUUAAAUACUUAAAAAUUUGUAACUUAAAGUAAGUCCAUCAUGUGACGUAGCAUAUUAAAGCCCAUGAGGUUCUGAAGAGAUUGGUGUUUUUAGUUUUGACGUCUCUCAAUUGGAUGACAUAAGGUAAAAAAGUUGGAUCACUUGGUAUGGAAUGACUCAGUAGUGCUGUAACAGGGAACUGCAAUAACACUGAAAUACACGUGUCUUGUUAACAUUAUUCACAGAAAAAGGCAUUUAGUGUUAAAUCUUAGUGGCUCCAUUCCCCACCCUUUUAAAUGCAGUCCUGACCCCCCACUAUAGCCAGUGCUAAAGCUUCCCUCUAUUUCAGCUCAGGAUUGCACCCUGCACAGCGUAUGUAAAAAACAAACUCAUAUACUAGGGACUUCUCAACAAACCAAUCCAUGUACAGUAGUACCUUGGUUACAUACGCUUCAGGUUACAUACACUUCAGGUUACAGACUCCGCUAACCCAGAAAUAGUACCUCGGGUUAAGAAAUUUGCUUCAGGAUGAGAACAGAAAUCGCGCAGCAGCAGCGGGAGGCCCCAUUAGCUAAAGUGGUGCUUCAGGUUAAGAACAGUUUCAGGUUAAGAACGGACCUCCGGAACGAAUUAAGUACGUAACCAGAGGUACCACUGUAUAUACUGCUUACUUGCCGAAAUGGUUCUAAGAGGCUUACAAGUAUAAAAACCAGUUAUGAAAGUAUUGGCCCCACAUAAUUAAAAUACACAAUAAAACAGUUUCAUCAAAACAUUAAAAUAAGCACCCAUAAAUAAAAUGUACAAUAAAAUGCCAUUAAAACAGCACUGCUUAAAACCAUAAGGAAAGUUCAAAUCCGCGUAUCAACCAAUAGUCUAAAGUGCCCCAAGAAUGAGGCAGAUAAAUGGAAAGCUCUUUUACAGAGGAAGAAAACUUCCAAGAAACUGGGAGACAGAUUUUGACUCAGCGCUCAUUGAAACAAUAUGAGUAACCCUCUUUUAAGAUUACCGCAAAGUCCUUCCGAGAUCUGACAGAUGCAGAGCCUCCUACUCUGCUCUUCCUUCCCCCACUCUACAUUUAUGAGAGUGUUUCUGUUUUGACAUGGUAAUAAUGACCUGAUGAGAAGAGGCAUACUGUGAGGAUUAAUAACAACUUGACAAGAUGUGACUAAUGAUGAUGGCAGGUUUGUUGAAGAAAACCCAAGUACCUUGGUCAGAUAGUGCUGAGGAAUGCAGAGGGUGUUUGAAAGUGCACACAUGCAGGGCGAUGUAGCAGGCACUAAGGGGGCUCUGACCUUUAGCUGGCUCACUAGUCAUCAAAACUAGAUUCAGGGCAAGAUAAACAGAAUAGAAGCAGACUGUGAAGGCACUAAGGGGGAAAAGAGGGGAAAUGCUUGAAAACAUACGAAGGAGGAGCUAGCCUGAUAAGCAUGGUUUUGUACGUUUUGUUGUAUUUUGUGCAUUGUGAUUUGCUGUUAUUUUGUAAAGUGAUUCUUUACUGCAAUUGAUAAGUGUAAACUGUUCAAUUAUUAUUUGUUGUUGUUUAAUUUUGCUGUUUACUGUUGGAUUCUAGUGGAAUCUUGGAUAUUGCUUUGUUUGAUGUAAGUUGUUUAUUUUAAAGUUAUUGUGACUUUUUAUAUAGGAUCUGAUUGUUACUAUCAAGGUUUAUGUAUUAUUAUUAUUAUUAUUAUUUCUGUUGGAAGCUGCCCAGAGUGGCUGAGGCAAUGCAGCCGGAUGGGUGGGGUAUAAAUAAUAAAUUAUUAUUAUUACUAU
Molecule: messenger RNA, 40250 nt
Organism: Podarcis lilfordi (Lilford's wall lizard)
Lineage: Eukaryota; Metazoa; Chordata; Lepidosauria; Squamata; Lacertidae
Source: the annotation of a GenBank genome assembly